AUGUCUGAUCGAUUAGAUAAUGCCAUUGUCGGUGAAUUGAGGAACAACCAUUACGAAAACGAUAUACAUUAUACUUUACAGAUGUGCCAGUGGCUUUUGAAAGCGAUCGGUUUGUGGCCUCUCAUUUAUAGUUACACCAGCAAGCUGGAACAGCUCGUGUCCAUCUUUUUGAUGACUGUUUGCUUGUUCAGUAUGUUAUUCAUUAUUCUACCAUCCGGCCACCAUGCGUUCUUUGUGGACAAAAGAAUAGAAACGAAGCUACAGAUGUUUGGCCCAGUUGGUUUUUGUUUAUCAUCCGCGAUUAAAUACUGCUAUAUUGGCCUGAAAGGACCCUACCUCGAGCGUUGUAUGCAACAUGUGAGAAAGGACUGGAAAAUGGUGCAGGAUCCGAAUCACCGAGCGAUCAUGCUGAAGUACGUGACUAUCAGCAGAAAACUCAUCACCGUGUGCGCUGUCUUCUUGUAUACCGGCGGAAUGUCUUUCCACACGGUGAUGCAAUUAUUAUCGACGGAGAGGAAUAAAGAGAACAUCACGCUAAAGCCCUUAACCUAUGCUGGUUACGAUUCAUUCCUUGACGUACAGUCUAGUCCUGCAUAUGAAAUCGUGUUUUUCCUCCACUGUUUCGCCGGGAUGGUUAUGUACAGCGUCGCAACCGCCGCGUAUAGUUUCGCUGCAAUUUUUGUUACUCACAGCUGUGGUCAAAUCGAGAUACAAUUAUCAAAGCUGCAAAAUUUGGUAAAAAAGAAAGAAGAAGGGAAGAAGAACGGUAGCGAUUCUAUCGUUACUAUCGUACGAGAUCACGUGGAAAUUUUAGGAUUCUCCAACAAUAUAGAAGAAGCUUUACGCGAAAUAUGUUUCAUGGAAAUUAUAGAAUCCACGUUAAAUAUGUGUUUACUCGAAUAUUACUUCAUAACGGAAUGGCAAAACAGCGAUACUAUCGCGAUGUUAACUCUCUUUACCUUGCUGAUUUCUUUUACAUUUAAUAUAUUCAUAUUUUGCUACAUUGGCGAAACUCUUACUGAGCAGUGUAGCCAAAUUGGUACAAUUUCAUAUGAAAUCAAUUGGUAUGAUUUGCCAGCUAAAGAAGCUUACGAUCUUAUUCUACUGAUCUCUGUAUCCCAGAAUCCACCAAAACUCACAGCUGGGAAAAUGGUCGAUUUAUCGUUGAACACGUUCAGCUCUGUAGUGAAAACGUCGGUAGCUUAUUUGAAUUUAAUUCGAACAGUUGCAGUCUGCCUUUCUCUUCACUCUGAUACAGUGUGUGUGCUACAUAUAGUGUUGGAACAAAAGGAUCAGUUGCUACGAUUGAAGUUGUCAGGUUUGACAUCCUUCUCUUUCAUCUCCUUAAUGAAGUAUUGGGUUCUAACAAUGCGUAAACCAAAAAUCGAACACUGUAUCAAGCAGGUAUAUUCUGAUUGGAAGCAGGUAGAGGAUCAGAAAGAUCGCGAGCAUAUGUUAAAAUAUGGAAAAAUCGGUCGAAAUCUGACCAUGUGUAGUGUUAUUUUCAUGUACAGUGGUGGCAUAAUUUAUCACACGAUCAUGCAGUAUGAUAUGGGAUCAUACGUUGACGAAUAUAAUCGAACGAUAAAAUUGCUGGUUUAUCCUACCCGUGACAACUGGUGCUUGUGGACUGGCUGCACUUUUCUGAAUGAUUUGGUUGACGGAAAAUUUUCGAAGGGAAAUUCUAAUUCAUACAUACGGCUGACAAAAUUUAUCAAACGCCAUAUAAGGAUUUUAAGAUUUUCUGAGAUGGUUGGGACAGUUCUGCAGGAAGUGUGCUUCUUAGAAUUCAUUGGUACCACUUUCGUAAUAUGCUUGCUUGAAUACUAUUGCUUGACAGAUUGGGAACAAAAUAAUAUCAUUGGUUUGUCAACGUACACGUUACUCUUAAUAUCCUUGACGUUUAACAUGUUCUUACUGUGCUUCAUUGGGAAUCUUUUAAUAGAAAAGAGUAGUAUCGUUGGAGAAUUUUGUUACAUGACCGAUUGGUACAAUUUAUCAACCCAGAUGACCAAAGGACUCACUUUGAUUAUCGCCUUGUCACAUAUCCCGGCGAAAAUUAGCGCCGGUAGAAUAAUUUAUUUGUCCCUGCCUACUUUCGUAGAUGUUCUGAAAACGUCAUUUGCGUAUUUAAAUUUCCUUCGGAAAGCGGUUGUAUAA
Molecule: messenger RNA, 2160 nt
Organism: Eufriesea mexicana
Lineage: Eukaryota; Metazoa; Arthropoda; Insecta; Hymenoptera; Apidae
Product: odorant receptor 4
Exons: 12
Coding region: 1-2160 (719 amino acids)
Biological process (GO): detection of chemical stimulus involved in sensory perception of smell; sensory perception of smell
Cellular component (GO): plasma membrane
Molecular function (GO): olfactory receptor activity; odorant binding
Source: RefSeq, a predicted model, not a curated record